Molecule: messenger RNA, 2839 nt
Organism: Strongylocentrotus purpuratus (purple sea urchin)
Lineage: Eukaryota; Metazoa; Echinodermata; Echinoidea; Camarodonta; Strongylocentrotidae
Product: pre-rRNA 2'-O-ribose RNA methyltransferase FTSJ3
Exons: 16
Coding region: 82-2820 (912 amino acids)
Biological process (GO): maturation of LSU-rRNA from tricistronic rRNA transcript (SSU-rRNA, 5.8S rRNA, LSU-rRNA); maturation of 5.8S rRNA from tricistronic rRNA transcript (SSU-rRNA, 5.8S rRNA, LSU-rRNA); rRNA methylation
Cellular component (GO): preribosome, large subunit precursor; nucleus; nucleolus
Molecular function (GO): rRNA (uridine-2'-O-ribose)-methyltransferase activity; rRNA (guanine) methyltransferase activity
Source: RefSeq, a predicted model, not a curated record
GCAAUUGCUGUCGUCCAUCAGUCUACAAGUCAUUGGCGAAGUAGACAAUUUUCUAUUUCGCGGGGCUAAUUCGCUAUCAAAAUGGGGAAGAAAGCGAAAAUUGGAAAGCAGAGGAAGGACAGAUAUUAUCAUCUUGCCAAAGAAACAGGUUACAGGUCUCGAUCUGCCUUCAAGUUGAUUCAGCUGAACAGAAAGUUCUCCUUCCUCCAAGAGUCCAGGGUCUGCAUUGAUCUCUGUGCAGCACCAGGAGGAUGGCUUCAGGUAGCAUCAAGGAACAUGCCCAUAUCCAGUAUGAUUAUUGGUGUGGAUCUGUUUCCUAUCAAACCCAUCCCUAAUGUGGUCUCUUUCACUUGUGACAUCACAACAACCAAAUGCAGAAUGCAAUUGCGCAAAGAGAUGAAGACAUGGAAAGCUGAUUGUGUUCUUCAUGACGGAGCUCCUAAUGUUGGAACAAGUUGGGUGCUGGAUGCCUUCACACAAGCCCAACUGACCCUCCAUGCUCUCAAGUUGGCCGUUGAGUUCCUCAACAAGGGCGGGUGGUUCAUCACCAAGGUCUUCCGCUCCAAGGAUUACCAGCCCCUCCUUUGGGUCUUCCAUCAGAUGUUCAGGAAGGUUCAUGUCACCAAGCCCCAGGCGUCCAGGAACGAAUCUGCAGAGAUCUUUGUCGUUUGUCAGGGCUUCAUAUCGCCAGACAAGAUAGAUCCAAAGUUCUUUGACCCUAAGUACAUCUUCAAGGAGGUUGUAGGGGAGGAGACCACCAAGCAGAAAGCCACAAUCCUCAGGGACCCUUCCAAGGUGAAGAAGGCCAAGGCCGAGGGGUACGCCGAGGGGGACUACACCCUCUACCAUCCCGUCCAGGUGUCCAAGUACAUGGCCAGUGAGGAUGCGCUGGAGCUACUCAACAACUGCAGUGAGCUUGUGUUUGACGAUGACUCCAUCGCCUCCCACCUUCUGACGACCAAAGAGAUCAAGAUUUGUUGCCGUGACAUUAAGGUUCUGGGUCGGCGAGAGGUCAGGGAUCUUCUCAACUGGCACAAGAAAUACAACAAGGAGAAAGCACAACUGGAAGAGGAAACAGCUAAUCAAGUAAAAGAGAAGUCCAAGCUUGAAGGCAAAGAUGAAGAUGGUGAAAGCGAGGAAGAUGAGGAUGAUGUGGUUGCUAAGCAACUAGCUACAAUCAAAGAGGAGGAGAGGUUAGCUGGUAAAAGGAAAAAGAAAGAUGCCCUCAAGAAGCGGAAGAAGUUACGAGAGCGACUUCACAAAUCUAAGGAGCUACAGAGUAACAUGGGCGAUGAUACACAAGGGGAAUCAUUGUUUGGUCUGGUCAACAUAAAAAAUGCACAGCAACUUCAAAAGGUGAACACAGAUGAUGCCGGCACAGUUGCCAAUGACAACGAAGGUGCUCCUGAGAAACAGAAGAAGCAGCUCCCAUCCUUAAAGCCAGCCAAGACUCCCGCGGUCAUCGACCAGGAGGAGGAACUGGAGGAGGGGGAGGAGGAGGAUGAUGACGAUGAUGGUAGCCUGAUUGAUAGUGAUUUGGAGGAGGACGAGGCCAAUGCUCUCAGAGCUGAGAUUGAUAGAGUUAGUGGAAGAUAUGAUUCAGAAUCAGACAAGGGUUCAGAUGACAUGUACUCUGAUGAUGACGAUGACACAGGGAAUCCCCUGAUGGUAGACUUGGAGAAGAUGGACCCCGAGGAGAGUGCCAAGAGGAGGACCAAGCUCUGGUUCAAGAAGGGAGUCUUCAAUGGUCUGGACGAGGAAGACGAUGAGGACGUGGAGAUCCAGCAAGCAUCAAAGAGUUACAAGCAGCAAGGAGGGGCUGUCCUGGAGAAGAAAGAAGGCAGUAAAGCCAUGGAGGCCUCGCCAAAGAGCAAGCGGAGCGUGAGCUUCAAAUCGACCGUCACCAGUCUCGGCGACAGCGGGGAUGAAGAGGAGGACGACCUAUCAUCGGAGAGUGAUGACGAGGGUGAAACAAGGACUAAACAAAAUGGUCUCCAGAAGAAGGGACCAGGUUCUGGACCCACAGGGGGUGUUGGGUCCAGGUCCAGGCCUGAUGAGUAUGAUAGCGACAGCGACAGCUCUGAUAGUGACUAUGAGGAAGAGAGUAUGAUGAGGAGGGAGAUGGACGGUGGAGAGAUGAAUGAAAAGACGAAUGGAGUGAAUGAAGGGAAGAGCAAGAAGAGGAAAAUGGAGGACGGUGAAGACAAGAAAGAAGCCGCACAAGCCAAAAAAUCAGCAAAAAUCAAACAGCAUUUGGACCCUGAGGGACUGGCUCUGGGUACCAUGAUGGCUACAUCAAAGAAAGCAACCAGACAGAUCAUUGAACAUGCUUACCAUAGGUAUUCGUAUGGAGACCAGGACAGGAUCCCUGAUUGGCUGAGAUCGGAUGAGACUAGGCACUGCAGGAGAAACACGCCCGUUACCAAGGAGCUUGUUGCAGAGUACCGUGCGAGGCUGCGGGAGGUCAAUGCCCGUCCCAUCAAGAAGGUCGCCGAGGCCAAGGCGAGGAAGAAGAAGAAGCAAAUCGUCAAGUUGGAGAAGCUGCGGAAGAAAGCAGAGGUGAUCAGUGACCUGGUGGACACCUCGGAGACGGAGAAGAUGAGUCAAAUGAAGAAUCUGUACAAGAAGAUGAAGAUAGGGCAAACCAAGAAGAAGGACGUCAAGUACGUAGUCACCAGGAAGCACCAGUCCACCAAGAGGGUCAGUCGACCCAGUGGGGUCAAAGGUCCUUUCAAGGUCGUCGACCCCAGGAUGAAGAAGGACAUGAGGGGCCAGAAGAGAGCAGAGGCAAGGAAGAAGAGGGACAAGAAGAAGCGUUGAUCUCUCUCCCUCUCUCUCU